AAUAAACUCUUCCUCAUAAUCCCACAGCCAAUUCGAAAUACAAUUAAAUAUAUAAAUAAAAUAAAUUGAACUCCUACCCGAGGUUUCUUUUACAAAUUUAUUUUAUUUAAUUUAUUUGAAAAAUAACAAAUAAUAGUAAUAAAUGAGGAUGUCUACAAAUGUCAAAGUGUUGGUCUCUCUAGUUCUUGUAGUGUUAUUGGCUCUUGCAGCAACCAAUAUUGAGGCAAGAUACAUAAAUUAUCGCGAUCUUCGUAGUGGAGAUCACAGUUUGUCUUGCGAUAAAGGGAAUCCUAGCACCUGCACGAAGCAAGAAGUCAAUCGUUACCAAAGAGGAUGCGAGACGGCUGAUCGGUGCCGUGAAUCUGGUUAAUUUAUACAGAUGAUAACCGAAGAGCAUAUUCAUGCAUCAAAUUAGUUUCCUAAUUAUUAUAAUAGAUUGACAGGCUUCUAACUUGGAGAACAAAUCUUGGUUAGUUUGUACAAAUGCAAUCCUCAUAUUGAUUUGAGAUGAUCAAAUUGAUUUCGUUAGUAUUUAAUUAGUCUCUUAUUAGUUUUGUAUUAUUUUAACACAAUGAUGUUACGAUCAAACAAAUAUAAAUAUGUUGCUCCCUGUUUAAACUAAA
Brassica napus (rape) is the source of this 623-nucleotide messenger RNA. Its product is annotated as protein RALF-like 15. The record is from RefSeq and is a predicted model, not a curated record. NCBI's taxonomy places the organism in Eukaryota, Viridiplantae, Streptophyta, Magnoliopsida, Brassicales, Brassicaceae. The coding region runs from base 143 to 370 and encodes 75 amino acids. The transcript has 2 exons.